This is a messenger RNA of Trichomonas vaginalis G3, 2073 nucleotides long. Its product is annotated as leucine-rich repeat-containing protein 34 family. The record is from RefSeq and is a predicted model, not a curated record. The transcript has a single exon. Bases 1 to 2073 code for a protein of 690 amino acids. Lineage: Eukaryota; Parabasalia; Trichomonadida; Trichomonadidae.
AUGAUAAAAAAUGAGAAAGUUCUUGCCAGAGUAAAGCCAAUAUCUAAGAUUGGCAAUGAAAAUAUUCUCGGAUGUAUGAAGAUUACUCAUUUUUCAAACGAAAAAUCAAUUAAAGCAUCAUUUCUCGCAACAGAAUUUGAAUUUAUUCUGUUUGAAAGUAGCUCGCCUGAUGUUGAUAUUCAAAUCGCCGAUCGUUUUUUCUGGGAUGAAAUCAUUAGACUGUCAGCUCCUUCAGACAUGAGAAUAAAGCUCGAGACUUCAGAAUCUAGUAUUGAAUUCGAAGUCCCCAACGCUUUUCAAGUCUGUCUUGCCAUGCACACAUGCUGUGCAAGACUAGGAGGCAAGUGCAAACUCGAUUCUGACAGAAUUAAGCCCCAGGAACCUACUCCUUUAUGGAAUUUGUGCCAAUUUAAAUAUAAUUUAUUCAAAAGAGGAAUUCCUCUUCCACAAGUCUUAGUAGAUGAAAUCGAAACAGCUUUACGCCAAUCUUAUCAAAAAUUAGAUCUUCAUGCGCUACAAUGCUCAGAAAAUUAUCUUCCUGACUUGCUCAGUGCAUUCUCGGACUCUACUUGCUUCAAGGAAAUCGUGGUUCCAGCAGCAGCGGAAAACACAAACUGGAAUUUGAUUUGUCCUUUCUUGAAGACAAUGAAAAACUUCGAAACUAUUUCGUUUACGGAAAAACUUAAUAAUCAGAUACCACAGGUCGUCAAUUCAUUGAUUGCAAACAAAGAAACAAAAUUAUCGAAUAUAAACUUCAUAAAAAGCGGAAUUAAUGCUGACAACAUGCCGUUCUUCACUCAGUUAAUUACGUGCAGGAGGUUUAAUAAGCUAACUCUCAUUGAUGCCGUUGAAAAUUCAUAUUUUGAUAAAUUUAUUCACGAACUUUCAAAGACAGACGCAAUUAAAACAUUAAAUACGCUUUGUAUAUGUGAUAUGCCAACAUUAAAUAUCGAUUCGCUUAUGAAAACUCUUCAAUUAGUCAAAGUUUUCGAAUUUCACAACUGCCAAGUUCCAAUCGACUCGAUUUUACCAUAUUUAUCCAACAAAAACCUACAAGGAAUUAUUGUUGAUGGAGGCUACAUCAUUGGCAAAGAGUUAGACAAAAUUCCGAUUUCAUCUUCGAUAAACAACUUCACAUUUACUCAUGUUCGCUGGGAAAACUACAGCCUCAUCUCCAUGUGGUGCCGAAUCCUCAACCACAUCCCUCAGAACAACUUUAUUACGAUGGAUCUUAGUUACGCGCUUACUGGGCCACAGUCAUGGUCAUCCUUCUUCCAAGCAUACUGUGCUUCACCUACCCAAUCCAUUAAGUCCAUAAACUGGUCCGGAAACCAGAUUUCUCCCGUAUUUUUACAAUUUCUCGCCAAAUGCCAGAACUUGUCCCAGGUCUACCUUGACGACUGCUAUACAGCUCAGACGUACAACAGCUUCAUUUCUCCGUUCGCUGAAAUGAUGAAAACAAAUUCUUGCAUUACUGACUUGUACAUGCGCGCUUUCGAUGAUACUACACGCGCUGAUUCAUCCUUAUCCAGGUUUUUGGAGAUUUUAUCUUCAAAUCAGGCGAUAUUAUAUUUAGAUCUUUCCGGACAGCCAUUGGGCGAACAAGGGCUUGCUACACUUGCCACGUUUAUAUCGAACAACAAGAAUUUGAAGACCGUGAAGUUUGACGGCUCUUUAAACGUGUCAAUUGACUCAUUGAUGAAUUUCUUCAACAAAAUCAUGCAGAGGGGCGUUCCAAUUAACAUCGAAUGGCCUUUUGCCGAGAUCGCCAAGCUCCGAAGCAUUUCCGGAAUCCCUGCAUCGAAUAUCUCAAAAUUACGACAGCUUUGGAAGAAUACUUGCAUAGGCGGAAAUACAAAUCAGCCUCUGACAGAUAUAGAACAAGAGCCAGAUAUCAUCAGAAUCACAAACAAUACUUGUCCAGCCAAUUCUCCUCUGGAUGACACUGAUUACCACCCAACGUGGAAGUUUAACUUGCCGCCAAUACCAGAGCCAAACAAUACUCAGCUGUUUCAGAACGCUGCUUCAAUUUAUUCAAUAAAUGAAUUAUUGAAAAGAAUGAAACAGAACUAA